AUGUACCACCCCUCUCUCCAUCCUCGCCCUCCUCCUCCUCCCCCCGUCCCCUCCUCCUGCUCCUCCCUUGGCUUGGCGCCAAACCGGGGGGCCAUGGCGAAGUACCGGGACCUCUACCUGGAACGCGGCCUGGACAUCCUAUCUGUGGAGAGCGCCGUGUGGCACUUCCUGUGGCCUCGCUGGGGGCUGGAGUAUGGGGCCGAGGUCCUGGAGAUUCUGGAUGACCCACGUUUCAAAGGGCGCCCCCUUCUGGUCCAUGCCUUCUCCAUCGGCGGGUACCACCUUCACCCAUUGAACAUUUAGGCAGGGAAAAGGGGGGGUUUUUCCAAAUAGGAAAAUAAAAAAAGAUAGGGUUCGGUUUGGGGAAAAAUCGAAAAAGAAGGGAAAAACGGGGGGGUUUUUUGGGGGGGUUUUUUUAGGGGAGGGGUCGGGGGGGGGUUUUUUGGGGGGGAGGGGGUUUCAAGAAAAGGCAGCCGGGUUUUACAAGGGGCGGGGGGAGAAAAAUUUUAAAAACCACCCCACAAAGUUUUUGGGGCAAAAAGGGGGGUUUCGGGGGGUUUUUACAAGCUAGUUAGGAAGGGGGGAAAAACAGGGGUCCAAAAAAAAACAAGAAAAAAAACCCAGAAACAAAAAGUUUGGGAGGUUGAAAAGGGGAAGGAAAUUUCCCCGACGGCCCCGGGAAACGAUAAGGGGGGGGGCCCCAAGGGGUCCCGCCCCCCCCCCAAAACGUUUGGGUUUGGGGUUUUUUUUUUUGGGCCUUCAUUUGGGCCGUGGGGCUUGGCAACCGUUUUCCCCCCCCUUUUUUUUGGGGGUUUUCCCCCUUUUUCCAAAAAGGGUUUUUUCCCCCCUUAAAAAAACCCCCCCAAAACCCCCCCUAAGGGGGGUUUUCCCCCCGGGGGCCCCAAACAUUUUUAAAAAAAUUUUCCCCCGGGACAAAGAAAAUAUAAAGAGGAAAAAAGGUGGGGGUUUUAAAAAUUUCCAGAACAAGAUUACUGGCUUUUUUUUUUUUUUAGGGGAUUUCUUUUGGGGGUGGUUUUGGGGUUUACCCGAAAACCCCUCAUCCCUUUCACAGGGGUUGUACACCUACCAUUCCACCCUUUUCCCACCCUUUUUCAAUUUUCAAAUUCCGGGGAACGCCGUUUAAAAAUUUUGUGUUGGGGAAACAAGGGGGAUCCAUUUCAAGUUUAUAACCGAACCCCAAAAAUUUGUUCAGUGGCCAAAUCGCAAAUUCCUCCGGGGGCGGAGGGCAAACCUGGUCUUAAGCCCAAGUUAGGGACGGGACCAACCCCCCCGACAGUCAGGUCUUCUACAACAGCCCCGUCACCGCCCCGGCGCUUCUUCUUCUGCGAGAACGAACGUGCUGUGUGACCCCGUCGCCAUGGAGGCGGCCAUCUACUUCUGGAGGAAGCGGGGCAUUGCUGUGGAAACCAGGAAGUGGAAGGAGUCUGUGCACGCCGCUCAUCUACGCUGUCACCCGGAGGAGUACCUCUUGACGUUAGAGACAUUUUUGAACUCGCUCAAAGUCGCCCCCCCCAGGGCUAAAAUGUGA
Messenger RNA from Coregonus sp. 'balchen', 1549 nucleotides. The record is from the annotation of a GenBank genome assembly. Lineage: Eukaryota; Metazoa; Chordata; Actinopteri; Salmoniformes; Salmonidae.